AUGGAGACGGUGGAAGCUGAAGACGAAUCGGUGCUAGAUCAUAUCGAGAUCGGACCGGACCUCAAGGACGACGAGCGAGAGCGAGUCAGAGCUAUGCUGUUGAAAUACAGACGAGCGUUCGCCCUAACGACGAAGGAUAUCGAAGCCACGGAUCUGGGGGUACACGACUUUGAAGUGGACCCGUCGAUCAAACUGUCGACCCGGCCUCGGCGUAUUCGAAUGACACCAGACGAACUACGGGAGGCUUCAGCUCAUGUCGACGAGUUACUAGAGGCGGGAGUUAUCGCACCGAUCGCUCCACAGGACGUCAAAUGCGUUUCGGAUGUUAUCAUGGUUCCGAAG
Filobasidium floriforme is the source of this 342-nucleotide messenger RNA. RefSeq lists its product as uncharacterized. Lineage: Eukaryota; Fungi; Basidiomycota; Tremellomycetes; Filobasidiales; Filobasidiaceae. The record is from RefSeq and is a predicted model, not a curated record. The annotation marks the transcript as partial. The transcript has a single exon.